AACCCCCCCGCCAGGACGGCGAGGUGUACUGCAUCGACGCCCGUUACUACGGCAACGUCAGCCGCUUCAUCAACCACCUGUGCGACCCCAACAUCAUCCCGGUGCGGGUGUUCAUGCUCCACCAGGACCUGCGCUUCCCCCGCAUCGCCUUCUUCAGCAGCCGCCACAUCCGGCCCGGGGAGGAGCUGGGGUUCGAUUACGGGGAUCGUUUCUGGGACAUCAAGAGCAAAUACUUCCCGUGCCAGUGCGGCUCCGAGAAAUGCAAACACUCGGCCGAGGCGGGCGGGGGGCGCGGGGACCCCCAGGAGCUGCUGCCGCCGCUGCUGGCCCUGCCCCCGCCCUGAGGCAGCCGGAACCGGCCCAGAGACAGCCGGAACCGGCCCAAAAAAACAGCCGGAACCGGCCCAAAAACACCUGGAAUCCACCCAAAAACACAGCCGGAACCGGCCCAGAAACAGCCGGAACCGGCCCAAAAACAUCACCUGGAUAACCCCAAAAACAGCCGGAAUCCACCCAAAAACACACCUGGAAUCACCCUGAAAAAAACAGACGGAACUGGCCCAGAAACAGCCGGAACCGGCCCAAAAAACCAGCCGGAAUCACCCUGAAAAAACAGCUGGAAUCCACCCAAAAAAAUCACCUGGAUAACCCCAGAAACAGCCGGAAUCCACCCAAAAAAAUCACCUGGAUAACCCCAGAAACAGCCGGAACCGGCCCAGAAACAGCCGGAACCGGCCCA
Molecule: messenger RNA, 739 nt
Organism: Cyanistes caeruleus (blue tit)
Lineage: Eukaryota; Metazoa; Chordata; Aves; Passeriformes; Paridae
Source: RefSeq, a predicted model, not a curated record